Molecule: messenger RNA, 1614 nt
Organism: Thalassophryne amazonica
Lineage: Eukaryota; Metazoa; Chordata; Actinopteri; Batrachoidiformes; Batrachoididae
Gene: cdc37l1
Product: cell division cycle 37-like 1
Exons: 7
Coding region: 240-1256 (338 amino acids)
Biological process (GO): protein stabilization; protein folding
Cellular component (GO): cytoplasm
Molecular function (GO): protein-folding chaperone binding; heat shock protein binding
Source: RefSeq, a predicted model, not a curated record
AGAAGAAGAAGUCACAUUACAGUUACCUGUCGUUGUUGUUAGUACGUUUUUAUUUGUAUGAACUGGCCUUUGGGACGUAAUAUAGCAUAUUUCAGGAUUUGUCUUGUUAUUUUUAUAAACUUGCAGCGAGAGCAAAGUUAAUUUAGACACGCUGUCGGUCGCCUGGUGUUGCGGUGUUAAUGUUUCCUCAAACAGAGCGAGAGUUAGCCAGCUAGCUCGUGUGUUGUUGCUUAGCAGUGAUGGAGUGGCAGGGAAACGGAGCGUCGCUUUUCCCUGAUGUGGAACCCAGAAUCGUAUCUGCCUCAUCGGCUAGCAACGUCAGCGCCGUUUAUCCAAACCAGCAGUUACCAUCAUCUCACCUUGGUGAUAGCGCCAUGGCAUCACUUUGUCAGAACCAGCAGCGCUGUGUAAAGGCCUCGAUUGUGUCUAGCUGGAGGCUGGCAGAGGCCCAGGACCAGUUGUGUGCCCUUGGGGUCCACAGCUCAGAGUCCCUGGAGCAGGAGCGUGCUCGGACGUUGGCCUGUCCCAUAGAACUUACACACAUUGAGCAGGAGUGGCGACGUAAGGAGAGCAUGCUGGGAGGACCGGAACCCAGUCGCAGUCCUGUGCUUGGAACUGUUGGAAGUUGGGAUGUUUUUGAUAAGAGUAUAAUCAAUAUCCAUAAUCAGGCUGUAGAAACAGAUCAAGACAAAUGCAAGACUUUUCUCCAACAAUAUGAGCGAGAUCUCAGGCAUUUUGGUAUGUUGCGGAGAUGGGAUGAUAGUCAGCGGUGCCUUUCAGACAAGCCUGAGCUCAUCUGUGAAGAAUCUGCCAACUACUUAAUUCUGUGGUGCAUUAAGCUACAGCAAGAAGGGAAAGAAGCACUGAUGGACCAGGUGGCACACCAAGCUGUAGCCAUGCAGUUCAUUUUGGAGAUGGCCUCCAAUUCUCAGCAGGAUCCCAGAGGCUGCUUCAGACAGUUUUUCCAAAAAGCCAAAGAAGGACAAGAUGCCUAUCUACAAGUCUUCCACACAGAGCUUGAAGCCUUCAAACACAGAGUGAAAGAGUACUCAGUUAACCCUAAAAGUGAUGCACCUAACGUAUCCGAACAGCAGCGCUGCAGGCUCGACACCAAAGACGUCCAGGACUCUCUAACUUCUGUGGCAGAAUAUCCAGUGAAGCGCUGUUUAGAGGUGGGGCUAUGGACAAAUGCUGGCAGGUGGACAAAAGAAGACACUACAGAAACCGAUGAUAUACGGAUGAUGGAGACCUCCUAGGGAAUGUAGGCUCAGGCCAGCUUUUAUUUCCCCUGCUCCAUAUUUCCUUAUAAACUGGAGAGGGAUGAGAAGCGUCAGUGCUGCCAAGCAGGAAUAAAAUAAAGCAUGAUCAGGCUUGACUGAGAUUUUCUUAUCAGCUUUUCGGCUGUAAGACACCACCACAUCACUGCAACGAAGAAUGACACUGUUUCUGUGUUGCUCGUAUUAUGUUACUGUGGAUUGUUGUCGGAGACUUGCUUUCUGCUUUUCAGCUUGUGUUGUUCCAUAAUUCUGGUAUUAGAGGAGCAAAUCAAGAUGCCAUGUGAGGGGAAAACUGUACGUUUUUAAGCAUGCUGGUGAAUAAGGAAGUCCUGCGGUG